Hemiscyllium ocellatum (epaulette shark) is the source of this 1753-nucleotide messenger RNA. Its product is annotated as zinc finger protein 239-like. The coding region runs from base 460 to 1155 and encodes 231 amino acids. Gene Ontology annotation, molecular function: DNA-binding transcription factor activity; RNA polymerase II cis-regulatory region sequence-specific DNA binding. The record is from RefSeq and is a predicted model, not a curated record. Lineage: Eukaryota; Metazoa; Chordata; Chondrichthyes; Orectolobiformes; Hemiscylliidae. Gene Ontology annotation, biological process: regulation of transcription by RNA polymerase II. The transcript is spliced from 2 exons.
AGGGACUGAAAACCAAGUGAGGAGAUGAAGGACUGCACCAUACAAUAUCAGAGAAUACAGAGAGGAUACACAACACAGAUAAAUCUUGACCAUCUCCCAAGGAACAACGACGGAAGACAUCUAGUCCCUUCACAGCAUUGCUCAACACGGAGAAGGUUGGGCAGUGAAACCAUCAUCUGGAAAUCAGUCGGGUUAGGGGACAUAUCAUCAGAUCUGAAACUGACCAGUGGUGUGCGGCCUUCCAGCAGAACCAUUCUUUCUGAAGAAUCAGCAGUAUUUGAUCAGUCAUGGUGUAGCUGGGAAGACGUGUGAGUGGGUUUCAAGUGUGGUGAGAGCUUCAGUCAUUCAUCAAAUCUCAUGAAUGAUAGUCUCAUUGUGUGAGGAAGGCUUUACAGUUUCAUACCGUCUCUAGACAAAUAUGGUGUGUCUGUGAAACACUGUUUAUACAAGGACAGCUGCAUGGAAGAGAAGCCAUUCAGGUGUGGGGUGUGCGACAAGUCAUUCUCAUGCUCAUCUCACUUCCUUGUACACCAACGCACUCACACAGGGGAGAAACCAUUUACCUGUGAUGUGUGUGAGAAAUCUUUCUCACAGUCUGUAACUCUCCAUGUUCACCAACGUGUCCACACAGGGGAGAAGCCAUUUAGAUGUGAAGUGUGUGAUAAAGCCUUCACACAGUUAUCAAGUCUCCGGGUCCACCAGACCAUCCACACUGGGAAGAAACCCUUCAAAUGUGAGGUUUGUGAUAAGGCUUUUCCGACAUCUACAAGGCUCCUGGAACAUCAGAGAAUCCAUACUGGGGCGAAACCCUUCAGGUGUCAGGUGUGUAACAAAUCAUUCUCACACUCCUCUCACUUCCGAACACAUCAACGCAUGCACACUGGGGUGAAACCAUUCAAGUGUGAAGUGUGCAAGAAAUCAUUCUCACGGUCAUCAACCCUACGUGAACAUCAACGCCUUCACACUGGGGAGAAGCCAUUCAAAUGUGAGGUGUGUAAUAAGGGAUUUGCACAAAUGCCAGGCCUGGUGAGUCACCGCCGCAUUCACAUGGGCGAGAAGAAAAUAUUCACAUGUGAGGUGUGUAAUAAGGAGUUUGAACAGUUGUGGGGCAUGUUGGCUCACCAUCGCAUUCACACAGUCGGGAAAGCCAAAUGAGGUGUGUGACUGAGCAUUCACACAGACAGUGACACUCAUCAAACAUGGACACAUCCACACUGAGUAAAGGCUUUUUCCUGGGGUGUGUGGCAAAAGCUUCACAAGGAUAAUGUCAUUCCUGAUUAGCCAGAUGGUGACACAGGGAAGAUUCUGUUGAGGUGUGUACUCAUAAAUUACCAAUGCAUUCAUACUGAGGAAAGCUGUUAAAAAUGUUUUAUGAGAGCUUUUCAGAGUUAUUGGGCCUGAUUGUAACACAGACAGAUUCACGUCGGACAGAACCUGUGAUCAUGUGACAAAUCCUUCACAAAUUGGUUGAAUUUCCCAGUCCAUCAGAAAACCCACCCAUGGAAGAGCUGUUUCAAAUGUAAGAUUUAAGGUAUAGUUCUGAAGUCUUCGAACCUUCUGGUGCAGAAAACCCUUUCAAUGUGUUAUGACAAGGCUUUCACUUGUCAGUGUGUCUCCUGGUACACCAAUCCACUGACAAAAGGACCAAACCCUUUUGGAGGGAAGUCUGUGAUAAAACCUUUACACAAUUAUCAGGUCUUUCAGAUCACACAAGCUCUUACAGUUUGACAUGUGUCAGCAUUGUUUCACCUAU